Molecule: messenger RNA, 441 nt
Organism: Andrographis paniculata
Lineage: Eukaryota; Viridiplantae; Streptophyta; Magnoliopsida; Lamiales; Acanthaceae
Product: glycine-rich cell wall structural protein-like
Exons: 1
Coding region: 1-441 (146 amino acids)
Source: RefSeq, a predicted model, not a curated record
AUGUCAACCCCUGCGGAAGCUGCUGCCGGAGAAGUCGCAGGAGCCGUCUCCGGAAUUUCCGCCAGAGGAGUCGCCGGAGCCGCCGGCGGAGGAGUCUCCGGAGCCGUUGCCGGAAUUGCGACUGGAGGAGUCACCAGAAUCUAUACCGGAGGAAUUUCCGGAGCUGUCGCUGAAGCCGUUGCCGGAGGAGUCUUUGGAAUGUUCGCCGGAGGAGUCGCCGGAGCUGCCGCCGGAGGAAUCACCGAAGCCACCGUCGGAGGAGCCGCGGCCGGAGCCGUAGACAAGGUAGUAGGUCCUCCACUUGGGCCAGUUCCCUUUAUGGGUAGCCCUAUAUUUUCUGGAUUUGCCCCUGAGGGAUAUGAGGGAUUUCCUGGAUUUGUAGUCGCACCCUCUACUUCAUUUGCGGCCCAAACUGUUGGUCCUGUGCUUGGCCACGGAUGA